UGCUCGAUGACGAACGAUGACGAUCAAGCUCUCUCGCCUCACCGCCUCACUCCCUCUCUCUCUCUCUCUCUCUCUCUCUACUGCAAUGACUGUCUAAAUUAUCAAUCUGCUCCUUCCCUAGUGCUUCGGCUGCGGUCAUCGCAAUGUCCUCCGAUCCUCUCUCUCUCCCUCCUCCGCCUCACCGCCGCGUUGUCGUGGGGUGCGGGUCGGUGUCGUUGGAUUUCCUGGCGGCCGUGGCUUCUUAUCCCAGUCCCGACGACAAGAUCAGGACCACCGAUCUGAAGGUUCAAGGAGGUGGAAAUGCGGGAAAUGCUCUGACUUGUGCUGCUCGUUUGGGUUUAAAGCCAAGGCUUAUUUCGAAGGUAGCUGAUGACACUCAAGGCAGAGGAAUGUUAGAAGAGCUGGAGGCUGAUGGCGUAGAUACUUCAUUCUUUGUCGUGUCUCCGGAUGGUAACUCACCAUUCACUUAUGUCAUCGUUGAUAACAAAACUAAAACACGAACUUGCAUACUUACCCCAGGCCAUCCACCCUUGCUACCACAUGAACUUCCUCUAUCAAGUUUGACAUCUGCCCUUGAUGAAGCAAGAAUUGUCUUCUUUGAUGGAAGGUUUCCUGAAACUGCUUUAAAGAUUGCACGAGAGGCUGCUGCCAUGCAUAUACCAAUUUUAGUAGAGGCAGAAAGGUUAAGAGAAGGAUUGGAUGAUCUUCUGAUGGUGGCUGAGUAUGCAGUGUGCUCAGCUAAAUUUCCCAAGGCCUGGACAAAUGGAGCAUCCAUUGUAAGGGCGCUGCUUUCCAUGAUGCUGAGGCUGCCAAAUUUGCAAUUUGUUAUAGUCACCAUGGGCGAAGAUGGAUGCAUAAUGCUAGAGAGAAGCGUGGACGAUGAUUCUGACUCUGGAGAAGUGGAUGUGGACAGUUUGUUGGACUCACUGAGGCUGAAACGCCCCAAUUACACAUCACUGCCAACGUGUACUUUUUCGCCAAAAAUGAAAUUAACCGCAAAGGAGAUCGGGACUGUGAGUGGAAGGUUAUAUCUGGGUACGGCCGAAAACAUACCACCAUCAGAACUUGUUGAUACAACAGGGGCUGGGGAUGCAUUCAUAGGAGCAACUUUGUAUGCUCUCUGUGCUGGCAUGCCGCCUGAGAAGAUGUUGCGUUUUGCAGCUCAAGUGGCCGCUGCUAACUGCCGAGCUUUGGGAGCUCGAACCGGUCUUCCUCACCGGACAGAUCGAGGCCUUACUCCUUACUUACAGUAAAUUCUCUUGCAGAAAGAAAAUGAGAAUGACUCUCUCUCUCUCUCUCUCUCUCUCUCUCUCUGCAAGCGUGUGCGUGUGUGCGUGAGUGCUUUUAUGUAUCUGCAGUUUGAAAGACUGUUCCUAAUCCUGAACGUCCGAAUGUGCUAGACCACCUUGGCCGUAGGCCCUUCUUGUAAUUGACCUCAUGUUUACUAUAACUUCGUGGAGUGGAUGGUAGGUCUUUCUUUCGUGAUAAA
Messenger RNA from Rhodamnia argentea, 1489 nucleotides. RefSeq names its product ribokinase-like. The transcript has 12 exons. The record is from RefSeq and is a predicted model, not a curated record. The coding region runs from base 144 to 1253 and encodes 369 amino acids. Gene Ontology annotation, molecular function: kinase activity. NCBI's taxonomy places the organism in Eukaryota, Viridiplantae, Streptophyta, Magnoliopsida, Myrtales, Myrtaceae.